Messenger RNA from Ceratotherium simum simum (southern white rhinoceros), 1975 nucleotides. RefSeq names its product CGRP receptor component (gene CRCP). Lineage: Eukaryota; Metazoa; Chordata; Mammalia; Perissodactyla; Rhinocerotidae. The record is from RefSeq and is a predicted model, not a curated record. Gene Ontology annotation, cellular component: RNA polymerase III complex. Gene Ontology annotation, molecular function: nucleotide binding. Gene Ontology annotation, biological process: transcription initiation at RNA polymerase III promoter.
GGAGCUCGUUCCCUGCUGGCGGUUGGAGGCGACGAGACGGGCUCGACAUGGAAGUGAAGGAUGCCAAUUCUGCACUGCUCAGUAACUACGAGGUGUUCCAGUUGCUGACUGAUCUGAAAGAGCAACGUAAAGAAAGUGGAAAGAAUAAACACAGUUCUGGGCAACAGAACUUGAAUACUAUUACCUAUGAAACAUUAAAAUACAUAUCAAAAACACCAUGCAGGCACCAGAGUCCUGAGAUUGUUAGAGAAUUUCUCACAGCAAUGAAAAGCCACAAAUUGACCAAAGCUGAGAAGCUUCAGCUGCUGAAUCAUAGGCCUAUGACUGCUGUUGAGAUCCAGCUGAUGGUGGAAGAGAGUGAAGAACGGCUCACGGAAGAGCAGAUCGAAGCACUCCUCCACACCGUCACAAGCAUUCUGCCUGCAGGGCCAGAGGCUGAGCAGAAGAAAAAUACCAACGAUGACGUGACAAUGGAUGAAGAGGACCCAGCAUAGAAGAACACAGCUAGCCCAAGUGUCUCAUGAAGUUGAAAGGCCUAGCAGUCAUUUCCCGGAUGUUCAGAGGAUUGUUUAUUUGGUUUUACCCUCUACCCCAACAGGCCUGAUUUCAUGGUUUAGUUGGGUAAAUCUCAAAUAUAAGUUAAAAAGAAAUUCUUGUGUCUCUGGGACAAGAAACAUGGGUGAAGAUAGGCUGAGGUUGUCGGGGCAGAAAGAGAAGAGGACAGAGUCGAAGAGGACAGUGACUGUGGAACCUCUGUGGUAAAAUGUUUCUUCUAUGGCCUUUGCCACAGUUGUGGGAAGGUCCCUGUACACAGCUAGUAGAAUACUUGUGUUGUCUUUGAUGGGCUGUGUCCUAAUUAGUUUCAUCUGCUUCCCUAGGAACUUCCCAAGCCGGGGCACAGAGUGCUACUGGGGUGAGAGCUGAGUUAUGAGAAUUUGGUUAGACAUCUAAAACCGCCCAGAGCAGCAGAUCGUUGCUUUAGGUUAAAAUGAGCCACCGAACUUGGCUCACCUUACAGGAAUCUUUUCCUUGAGAACAGCAGAGAUAAGAGCCCGGCCAUCAGGUCUGAAGGCCCCUUUCUUCUGUUGACAUGGGCUUUGUGUACCAGCUCACUAUUUAGUCAUAAAGGUUAGGGUACCAGCUCAUUCCAGUUGAAAAGAGACUCCAGAAUGAAUGACAGUGGCAACAAAAAUACAGUGUUGGCUGCCCUUUGGACCAUCUUCAGUUCCUGACCUGAGACAGGAGCCCUGGGUAGGCACCUUCUGUUGAGGCCAGGUCGUUUGCACAAUGGGCAAAUGGUUUGCAUUUUGAAAAGGCACAAAUACGUAGCUCUUUUCAGGGACAGCAUAUGAAGAACUAGAGGUUGGUUAAUAAGAAUUUGAAUUUGUUGGCUGUUGCAGGGUUGCAUCAGUUUUUGAAUUUAAAAUAUUAGGAUAAUUACCAUGUGAAGAACUUGUAAUAUUCAGGCUUUGGAGAGUUUAGUAGCUCCAGACAUGUGGUUGCCUUAGGUCCUAGGAAUACUGCUAAAAAUUAAUUUCCCACAUUUGCUCUCUACCCUAUUUGGGGAAGAAAAUGCCCAUAGACAUUAAUUUUCCAAAUUGGUACUCAUUUUGUUGUAAGAUUACAUAGUUUCCGUGUUGCUGUUAAUUGGAUUACUUUCUACCCCCUUGCAAUUCCCAGGUUAUUUCAGCCUCCCUACCACCCCUGCCAGUUGCAAUUAUGUCAAUCCUAACCUUAUUAUCUAAGGAUCAACUGAGAUCUGCUUAUAGGCAACAUUGAAAUUAACAAGGCAUUUAUAUUUAAGUCUCUCUUGAGUACUGGGAAUUUUACAAGGAGCUGUUGAUUUAUUUGUCAAGGCAUAUAUGUGCUUAUGUCAUUGUUGUUUCAUUUUAACCUUGAAUGUGUUAGAUGCUUUUUCUUGAUGGAUAUAGAGCUUAAUCUAGUUAAUAAUAAAUUGUUUCCAGGUGACUGCCAA